ACUGUUCUGUGAUUGUAGGUUAGUGUUUAUUUUUUACCUUGAGUAAACAUUGCCAUAGCCAAUAAAUCAUUAUCUUUCUCCAGAAAAAACUUUGUGAAGUUUAAUGAAUUGUGCAGUGUUCGAUUUCUAGGCAGCGAAUUAACUGGGUUGGUUUUAAAAUUAUUAAUUAUCAAGAAAGAUCAUAAUGUCCCAUAGUGAUAGUGAAGUGCGAGAUGAAGAGAAGGAAAGGAGGAGAAAAUUGGGAGCAAUUACCAAAGCUAAAUUUAGGUGUAGAAUCGAUUCCAAUCCCAUCCUCAAAACUAGGGAGUUGAAAUUACACUUAAAACCAAUUCUAGCUGAAUUGAAAUUAAUAAGAUGUGUGAAUAAUAAUAAUGUUGAAGAAACAAAAAACUUAUUAGAAUCUGGAGUAAGUGCAAAUUCAACUGAUUCAAUGAAGAGAAGUGCAUUACACAUAGCGGUGUCUAGAGGAUACAGAGAAGUUGUGGAACUUUUGGUCAAACAUGGGGCGGAUCCUAAUAAACGUGAUAGCAUACAAAAUACACCCCUUCACCUAGCUGCAUGUUCUCAUAAUUUAGCAAUAAUCACACUAUUGAUAAAAGCUGGUGCAGAUGUGGACUCACAAGAUAUGCACGGCAGACAUCCCUUACAACUAGCUAAAAGCAAGUUACAGAUCCUUCAGAGAAAUUGGCAGCAAGGUCACAUAGAAAUGACCAAAUUAAGAGCAGAGGUUAAGGAUGUGAUAGAUUUGAUGAUAUCAGUACAAAAUGCCAAAAACAAAGGAAACAGUGAUUUCGUCCCAAUUAACCCCACAGAAGAAAUGAAAUGGAGAAUAAGUAAUUUAGAAAUUAUGAAAUUAACUUUGAAUGGCAAUAGCGGCAUUGAUUGCAAAGUUGAUGAAUUAUUGACAAGCCUACAGAAUUUUCAGAUAAGUUAAAUUAUUUAUAUUGGGUGGGCUCGAAAAUAAAUGGGAAAGCCAAAUUUUCUUGAUUAUUUUCAUUGUGAAAAAUAGAAAAUUCGUAAAUUAUUUCAAUAUGUACAAAGGAUUGAUUGAUGUAUUGUAGAUGUUUAGAAAAAUUUAAAUAUAUUCUACACUUUUGGUA
Messenger RNA from Coccinella septempunctata (seven-spotted ladybird), 1100 nucleotides. Its product is annotated as ankyrin repeat domain-containing protein 54-like. The coding region runs from base 185 to 934 and encodes 249 amino acids. Lineage: Eukaryota; Metazoa; Arthropoda; Insecta; Coleoptera; Coccinellidae. Gene Ontology annotation, molecular function: protein binding. The transcript has 3 exons. The record is from RefSeq and is a predicted model, not a curated record.